Molecule: messenger RNA, 519 nt
Organism: Protobothrops mucrosquamatus (brown spotted pit viper)
Lineage: Eukaryota; Metazoa; Chordata; Lepidosauria; Squamata; Viperidae
Product: protein bicaudal D homolog 2-like
Exons: 3
Biological process (GO): regulation of microtubule cytoskeleton organization; microtubule anchoring at microtubule organizing center; protein localization to organelle
Cellular component (GO): Golgi apparatus; cytosol
Molecular function (GO): dynactin binding; dynein complex binding; cytoskeletal adaptor activity
Source: RefSeq, a predicted model, not a curated record
GCUUUUGGUCAGGCUCAUACCAACCACAAGAAAGUAGCAGCAGAUGGAGAAAGCAGAGAGGAGACUUUGAUACAGGAAUCUGCCACGAAAGAAGAAUACUACAUGAAAAAGGUUAUGGAACUACAGACAGAACUCAAGCAGCUGAGGAAUGUCCUUGCCAACACCCAGUCUGAAAAUGAACGCCUAAAUUCAGUUGCCCAGGAACUGAGAGAGAUUAAUCAAAAUGUUGAGAUCCAGAGAGGUCGCUUACGAGAUGACAUCAAAGAGUAUAAAUUCCGAGAAUCUCGCUUGCUGCAAGAUUACACUGAACUUGAGGAAGAGAACAUCUGCCUUCAGAAACAAGUGUCUAUUCUGAAACAGAACCAAAUUAAUCAAAAUGUUGAGAUCCAGAGAGGUCGCUUACGAGAUGACAUCAAAGAGUAUAAAUUCCGAGAAUCUCGCUUGCUACAAGAUUACACUGAACUUGAGGAAGAGAACAUCUGCCUUCAGAAACAAGUGUCUAUUCUGAAACAGAACCAA